Hemiscyllium ocellatum (epaulette shark) is the source of this 837-nucleotide messenger RNA. RefSeq names its product L-selectin-like. The record is from RefSeq and is a predicted model, not a curated record. NCBI's taxonomy places the organism in Eukaryota, Metazoa, Chordata, Chondrichthyes, Orectolobiformes, Hemiscylliidae. Gene Ontology annotation, molecular function: sialic acid binding; oligosaccharide binding. Bases 1 to 837 code for a protein of 278 amino acids. The transcript has 5 exons. Gene Ontology annotation, biological process: leukocyte tethering or rolling; response to cytokine; heterophilic cell-cell adhesion. Gene Ontology annotation, cellular component: membrane; external side of plasma membrane.
AUGACAUGGCCCGAUGCCAGAAACUACUGCCAACAUUUCUUCACUGACCUCGUUGCAAGUCAGAACCACGAAGAAAGUGACCAUCUGAAUACGGUGAUACCGAGGAACCCAACGUACUACUGGAUUGGAAUAAGAAAGAUUAAUAAUGUUUGGACCUGGGUUGGAACUAACAAAACACUGGAUGAAGAGGCAGAAAACUGGGCUGCAGGUGAACCAACUCCUGGUGCUGAAGAUUGUGUAGAAAUUUAUAUAAAGAAAGCAACAGAUGCAGGGAGGUGGAAUAAUGAUCCCUGUAAAAAAAAGAAGCGUGCAAUAUGUUAUUUAGGAGCAUGCAAGCCUACUUCAUGCAGUGGACGUGGAGAAUGUGUGGAAACUAUUGGAAAUUACAAAUGUAAAUGCAAUGAAGGAUUCCAUGGUCCAGAAUGUGAAUUCGUUGAACAGUGUAUCACCCUCAAUGUUCCUGACCAAGCAACGAUGAGCUGCACCCAUCCUAAUGGAAACUUCAGCUUCAACUCUACAUGUGACUUCCACUGUGCUGCAGGGUUUACACUGCAGGGCCCACAGAGGCUCCAGUGUAAUGCAACAGGAAUGUGGACAGCGAUGACCCCCCACUGUGAAGCAGUAAAAUGUGAAAGUCUGGAAACUCCUGAGCAUGGAUUUUUGAACUGCAUGCAUCCCUUUGAGUUUGUCAGUUACAGCUCUUCAUGUAAUUCUGCUAUAAUGAGUGUUUCCUUAAUGCAAAUUCACCGUAACGCGAUUGACAAAUUUGGGACACUGCUUCUAUCGCACAAACUUCUGAAGCGUGUACUGGUUAUAACACGAUUGCAGCCUCAUUAG